AUGAACUAUUUGUACGAGAAUCAAAAUCAAGAGAAGCUCAAAGCUUUUCUGGAUCAUCUGCCCGCUUUCAACACCCUGAAUGUUAUAAAAGGUCUCGGUCUCGCGUUUGUUGGAUACAUCGUAUUAGUCAAAAUCAUCUACAACCUGUAUUUUCAUCCCCUCCGCAACUACCCAGGCCCGAAACUGUGGGCAAUCUCCCGGAUUCCGUGGCACCACACCAACCUCAAAGGACGGAUCAGCUGGCGUAUACGCGAACUCCACGAUGAAUACGGUCCAGUUGUGCGCAUCGCGCCUGACGAGCUGUCAUACACAACAUCGACCGCAUGGAAGAAGAUUUAUGGUCAACGAAAACCUGAGUUCCCAAAAGCCCUCGAUGGGCGCGGCAUCGCACCGCCCAGUAUUGGUGGGCGCCUGAGCUUAAUGACGGAAACACAAGACCAGCAUUUGCGACUGCGACGAGCAAUCAAUCCAGCGUUCUCGGAAAAAGCACUGAGAGAGCAAGAACAUUAUCUCCAGACUCACUCGAGCAAUCUUAUCAGGAUUCUGAAAGAGAAGUCCAAGCAGGGCCCCGUGGACAUGACAACUUGGUAUAAUCUGGUCGCCUUCGAUAUCGUAUCUGAUUUGGCUUUUGGCGAGCCAGCUGGCUUCUUGGACAACGCAGAUCAACCCUGGAUCAAGGUAAUUCUUGACAGAGCAAAAGCAAUUGUCUGGUUCCAGCUCGCUGUCUGGUACGGCUUCUUUCCGCUACUGAAUCUGCUCACCCCAAGAUACGUGACUGAGUCGCGCAAGAACCAUAUCGCCUUGACAGAAGCUAAGCUUGAGAGGCGUAUCAAGGCUGAGAAUCCAGGCAAAGACUUCAUGUCUUUCAUCCUCGAGAAUGAAAACGAAGCGGUUGAGAAGCUAUCCAAAGUCGAAUUAGUAAUGCUGGCUAGCAACUUUAUCGUCGCCGGAAGCGGCACAUCCGCAGGCGGUAUGUCGGGCCUCACUUAUCUCCUGCUUCGAAACCCAGACAAGCUUGAAAAGCUCAAGAAGGAGAUCCGAGAAAGAUUUCAGUCAAGCGAUGAGAUAUCGAUGCAAGGUACAGCUCAGUGCAAAUACCUCAACGCUUGUCUCGACGAGGGUAUGCGCAUGUAUCCGCCUACUCCGGGCUCCCUCCCUCGCUUUGUCCCAGGCAGUGGCGAAAUAAUCGACGGCAAAUGGGUGAAAGGUGGCAUGGCCGUCGCCGUCAACCAGCUUUCCGCUGGUACAUCAGAGCUCAACUUCAAACGCGCCCGAGAGUUCCAUCCCGAGCGAUGGCUGGAUCUGUCCCCUGACUCUGAGUUCGCCAACGAUGACAAAGCAGCCACCCAACCAUUUUCAAUGGGCCAAAGAGUCUGCAUUGGAAGAGCGAUGGCAUAUGCUGAGAUGCGUUUGACGAUGGCUAAGAUCAUGUGGCACUUCGACCUCGAACUCAGUGAGCCUGAGCUGGAUUGGUGGAACAAGCAAGGGACCUAUUUGGUAUGGGAGAAGAUUCCAUUGAUGAUUCAACUCCGACCUAGGUUCGUUUAG
Colletotrichum spaethianum is the source of this 1548-nucleotide messenger RNA. RefSeq names its product averantin hydroxylase. Lineage: Eukaryota; Fungi; Ascomycota; Sordariomycetes; Glomerellales; Glomerellaceae. Bases 1 to 1548 code for a protein of 515 amino acids. Gene Ontology annotation, molecular function: iron ion binding; heme binding; oxidoreductase activity, acting on paired donors, with incorporation or reduction of molecular oxygen. The record is from RefSeq and is a predicted model, not a curated record. The transcript has 4 exons.